GCUUACCGCAGAUGCUGGUCACCCGAUAAUUACACACAGGAAGCCUGACGAAGGGCGAUGGGAGAGGUUUCUCGCAGGAUUCAUGACGGCCAUGAUCAGCAACCUGUUCUUGCGCAAGUGAUUUUUUUGGGGUUCUUCUUGAAGACUGCUGCUCGCUCAUUUCGACGUAAUGGCCACUGCUACUAUCAGCGUCUUCUUGGUGCUGGGUCUCUGCUCCCGUCUGGCUCACAGCAGUACCGCUCUUUCCUUAGCCCUAUUCAAUGAUGGCACCAACUGCUCGUCCAAGGCGGCGCAAGACAACGUAUGGAACCCGAGUCCGCAGGAUGCCACCAGUGAUGGAAACAACUGCGUCCAAAGUCUGCCUCUUGUUGCGAGCAGCCUCACGGUAAUCGGCAUUGACGCUGGAUGUACCGUCACACUCUACUCGGAUCAAUAUUGCAGUGACAAUGCGACGCCAGCGAGGGUGAAUGUGUGUGCCAAUGUGGGAGGUCCCAACAUUCAAUCCUUCAGUGUUGACAGCUGCGAUGUUCCCUUUGCGUCUUCUGGGAACGCGUCCACGACGGCCACCCAGUCUCUCUCCUCGACAUUUCCCGAGUCGACAACAACAAGCACGUCUUCCCCAACCACGGCUACCAGCGCGGCUACAAGCGCAGCAUCCGGUCACAGUGCUCUUUCGCCAGGCGCGAAAGCUGGCGUUGGUGUCGGUGUCGCGGCGGGUGCGCUCUUCUUCAUCGCAGGCGCAGUGAUGCUCUGGUCUGCUCGACGCCGAUCGCGGGCCAGUGGUGCGAAUGCGGCGAACAAUGGUUCUAAGGGACCUUCUCAGGAGCUUGACGGAAAUCGGGAUAUCAGGGAGAAGAUGGCAGCGGGCGACAGAGAACAGGCAUUCCCCGAGCUCCCCAGUCCUGCAGCGGAACUGGAGUCCAACAAGGACCGUCAGGAAUUGCCUGUCGUUCUAGCCAUGUCGCAUAUGCCGCAGGAGUUGCACGGGAGCGCGCCUUAUGGCCAUAAUUGAAUAUUUGACGGAGCGGUACAUAGACGACAGAUGGAUAGAGUGAUUCAACAUUGCGAGUGGUUUAAAGCCGCUUGCGGGGGUGUGUAAGCAACACGGACACGGAUACCGGAGACUGAGAGCAGGAGCCCAUCCCAUCACGGAACUUGCUCAAAAUGUCGCGACACGGGGGGUUUUGGUCGAUAAUACUACCUGUAAGGCUGCACCUUUCUACUUCUAGACUCUGGUAUGCAGGUGGUAUAUAACCUCGCGAAGGGAAGACCGUAGUCGUCUUUUUCCUCUUACUCUUCCUCUUCCUACCACCACCACGACCACCUCGUACCGCGCGCCGAUAGAUCUCCC
Messenger RNA from Sphaerulina musiva SO2202, 1351 nucleotides. RefSeq lists its product as uncharacterized. The record is from RefSeq and is a predicted model, not a curated record. The coding region runs from base 170 to 1012 and encodes 280 amino acids. The transcript is spliced from 2 exons. Lineage: Eukaryota; Fungi; Ascomycota; Dothideomycetes; Mycosphaerellales; Mycosphaerellaceae.